GCUGACGGUCAAUCUGCAGAAGAUGCUUUGUGGGAUUUGUAGUUCUUAACGGUUCUCCCCCCACGCGGGCUCGAUUUGAACAGUCAUGUCCUGGAAUUGUUUUGUGCGCAGGAUAUAAACUGGCCUUAGGAAUCUGAAUGAUGCAUGAAAAAGGCAAGCCUGUAACUGGACGCCAUGUGGUCUGUGAUUGGCUGAGCUGAGGCCCCCCUCUCCCCCGUCUUCUUUUUCUGGUGCAUAUGCAUGAGAUAGCAGGCUGGUGUGUGCCUGUGCAGCUGCCUGUUCCAGACGGGAAAAGAGAGGGAGAGAAACAGGAGCGAGACAUUGGGGAAGGUUAGAGGAAGAGGAAUAGAGAAAGGAAAUCGGGUGAGAAGACAGAGGGCGACUGUGAUUAGGGGGGUUGUGAUCAUGUCUAUGUUCUGUUUGUCUGGCUGGCUUUGAGAUCAGACAGCCAUGGCCAUGUCACUGAGUGCCGACGAUGAGGAUUACGACUCGGAUACAGCCGAACAGCAGCGGCUACCCAACAAACCCAAGCCCAAAAUGGCUGCAUCAACAUCAACAACCCCUGCAGCAACCACUUCUUCAUCCACUGCAACAGCGGUCAAGCUACCGUCCAAUCGGUCCUCCUCUGGAGCUCGCCGUAGACGCACACGAUGUCGAAAAUGCGAGGCAUGUGUGCGGACGGAAUGUGGAGAGUGUCACUUCUGUAAGGACAUGAAGAAGUUUGGAGGACCUGGUCGAAUGAAACAGUCUUGCAUUAUGAGACAAUGUAUAGCGCCCGUGUUACCACAUACAGCAGUUUGUGUGGUGUGCGGUGAAGCCGGUAAAGAAGACACACUUGAUGAUGAAGAUGAAAAAUUUAAUGCCAUGCUCAUGGAGUGCUCAAUCUGCAACGAAAUUGUCCACCCAAACUGCCUCAAGGUGAAGGAUGCAGCUGGGGUAGUAAAUGAUGAGCUUCCUAACUGCUGGGAAUGUCCAAAAUGCAAUUACGCUGGGAAAACUGGAAAAGCCUGCAAGCAAAAACGGGGCCCAGGCUUUAAGUACGCAUCCAACCUGCCAGGCUCCCUGCUGAGGGAGCAGAAAGCAGGACGUGACGGAAGAGAGGAAUUGGACCAGACAUCCACAGGUGCUUCAUCCAUCAAAAGGAAGAGUGAGAGGGAGGAAACUCCCACACUUAAGACUGAAGAGCUACCCUCCCGUCUUCCCCCACUCUUGAGCCCCAGUGGCCUGCCAAGACCACGAUCUGAAGUGCCCAACUUCUUGAGGAAGAAGAGGAAGUUAUUUGAUGAUGACGAAGAGGAAGAGGAGGCUAGUGCUAAAAAGAAGCCAAAGAAAUCCUGGAGGCUUGAAGAGGCUUUGAUUCCCAAACUCUCUCACAUGAAAACAGAAGAGGAGGAAGACAACUCUGAUGAGGAGGAAGAGAGGCAGGAGAAGCGAGAACUGCCUCGUCGUUCAUUUAAGAAAGACUACAGCACAGUAAGAAAAGAGGAAGUGCAUGAGGAAGAGAGGAGGGAGGAGAGGGAUCCACCUUUCAGAUCCCUCAAGGAGUUCAACUCCCUACGGAAAGAGGAAGACCAAGAAGAUGAAAAGGAGGAAGAUGAUGAGGAUGAGGAGGAGGACAAUAAUGGCAAACGAGGCAGGGAUAGUAGCCUUGCACUGAAGAACAUGUCCUUAUCGCUUGAGAGUGAUGCAUCACAGUGCAGCUCCCCAAGAGCAGGGCCAAGCAGCGAAGGUAGUGAGACGCAAGAGAAGGCACCACGUGCUCGGGCGAAGCGACACCGGCGCAAGCCCCCUAACCGCCAGCUCAGUACAGAACUCAGCAAGCAGCUCAACAUGGAGAUCCGUCGCACAGAGCAUUCACUGGCCAAUGAGAACCAGCAGCCACUCAAGAGCGAACCAGAGGACAGUGAAAACGAGGAACCAAAGAGAGGUUUACGGAACGGAACUACAGGGAAUGGAGGAGGAGGUGGAGGAGUAGAAAGAGGAAGUGGUGGAGAGGGAGGAGGGGAGCGCCCGCACUUACGAGCAAGAGAGAUGAAUGGGACAUCUUGGGAGCUGCGACACUUCUACCCACCUCAGAUUACCCCGCUUGGUCUGAAUCGCAGUUCGCCUACAGUCAGACCAAUUCCUGCACGUUCGCCUCCCAAGUGUGUUCAGAUGGAGCGUCAUGUGAUCCGGCCACCACCAAUCUGCCCUCCACCUGAUAGGCUACCACUAGCUGAUGGCCGUAAUCACAUUGCUCCCAGAGAAGCAUGGUUGGCUAUUUUCGGUCACUUGAGUCAUCGUGAACUUUGUGUGUGUAUGCGAGUGUGCCGAACAUGGAAUCGCUGGUGCUGUGACAAGAGAUUAUGGACUCAUAUCGAUUUGAAGCGUUGUAAGUCCAUCACCCCACUGAUGCUAAGUGGGAUAAUUCGCAGACAGCCCAUCACUCUGGACCUGAGCUGGACCAAUAUCUCUAAAAAGCAAUUAAGCUGGCUUAUUAACCGAUUACCAGGGCUGAGGGUACUUCUUCUAUCAGGCUGUUCGUGGGUGGCUGUUUCAGCUCUCUGCACAUCCAGCUGUCCUCUGUUACGUACUCUAGACCUGCAGUGGGUGGAGGGACUCAAAGACCCCCAGAUGAGGGACCUGCUGUCCCUUCCUACUGACAAUAGACCAGGUCAGAUGGACACGCGCAGCAAACUACGGAAUGUUAUUGACCUGCGUCUGGCUGGUUUGGACAUUACAGACAGUUCUCUGCGACUCAUCAUUAAAAAUAUGCCUCUACUCUCCCAUCUGGACUUGAGCUACUGCAACCAUAUCAAUGACCAGUCAGUAAACCUGCUGACUGCUGCAGGGACCACCACUAGAGACUCCUUAACUGAUGUCAACCUUUCUGUGUGUAACAGGGUCACUGAUCAGUCGCUGAGCUACUUCAAACGCUGUGGAAGCAUCUGCCACAUUGACAUGCGAUUUUGCAAGCAGGUGAGCCGACAGGCAUGUGAGCGCUUCAUUGCUGAGAUGUCAGUCAUCGUUCCCUUCCAACUGCAAGAGGAUAAACUGCUCCAAAAACUUCACAGCUCCCCCUAGUGUCUGGGAGGGACUGAACACCAUCUAAAAUGAUACCAUGUAUCAGUUGCACUUGUGUUUGGACUGAAACUGGAUUCACACAUUUGAAAAAAAAAAGCACUGCAACACGUAUGUGGACAAAGCGUUUUGUCAGCACCUUCUAAACGGGAAAGAAGAGCAGACAUACUGUACUUAAAGGCAAAUAAUUCUGCUCAUUCAAAAUGGUGUAUUCUAAAGAUGGACUUUAAUCAGCAAAUUCUGUUCAUCUUUAAGAGGAGAUUAUACAUGCAAUUACCAAGAGAUUGUAUUUAAUAGUUGGUGUGGUAAAAAGCAGAGAAGGCAAUGGACAUAUAUACAUACAAACCAUCCACAUACUCACUGGAUACUACAAACACUUAAUCCAUGAGUAAGCAUGAUUGUACAUUGUUAUUCAAAACCCCUUCAAAUGUUGGUGUUUUUUGUACAAAAGAUUCAAUUCAGAUUUCUGUGCUGUAUUUGGUUCAGUACUGGGUAUAUGUAUUGUUCUCUAUUUUUUUCUUUUUAAUAUAAUGGAAUUUUUAAAUAACUCUCUCCAUUUUAUGUCAUCAGUAUUGGAAUGUUCCAAUCUGAUCAGCAUUUUUCAGACAUUUUGGAGUUUUGACUGCUUUGAAUUCAAGUACUUGCUGUUCUAAUCUCAAAGCAGAUGUAGAAGUGAAAUUUGUUAUUUUGAGGUCUAUUUAUAAAACAGUGCCAUAUUCCAUUUAUGUUGUUUUACAUCAUUUUAACAGGCAAAACUUCAGCCAUCAGUAUAUUUCAUUGCUAUGACUCUGUAGAGCGUGGUUCUCUUCUUUCUCUGCAUGUGUUAGACCAAACAAAUUGCUGAUUACGUAUUCCAAGAAGCUCAGUAAUUUUGUUUAUUUCAAAACAGUCAUUGUAUUUUUUUCUAUAAGGUCAAAAAAAAAAAAAAUAUUGCAGUAUUUGUCUAUGAAAGUAAUCAUGUGCUUUUUUUAUUCCUUCCACAGUGAUUAUUAUUGUAAAAUGGUACUUGUGAUGAUGACAGAUGAUUUUAAUAGUGUGUAUUAUUAUGAGUUUGUCUCAGGAUGGUAACUAUUAGAAAGAGGGAGCGUGCCAUUUGAUCUAAGCCACCAUACUUAUACCACUAUAAAUUAAGGCAUUGUGCGCGAUCUAAAACAUUCAAAUGUACAUUUGGCUAUUUAUAUUUGUAUGUAAUAAAAAAAAUAUAUAAU
Molecule: messenger RNA, 4268 nt
Organism: Carassius carassius (crucian carp)
Lineage: Eukaryota; Metazoa; Chordata; Actinopteri; Cypriniformes; Cyprinidae
Gene: kdm2ba
Product: lysine (K)-specific demethylase 2Ba
Exons: 12
Coding region: 451-3063 (870 amino acids)
Biological process (GO): protein demethylation; regulation of transcription by RNA polymerase II
Molecular function (GO): zinc ion binding; transcription coregulator activity; protein binding
Source: RefSeq, a predicted model, not a curated record